Aspergillus campestris IBT 28561 is the source of this 368-nucleotide messenger RNA. RefSeq lists its product as uncharacterized. The coding region runs from base 104 to 319 and encodes 71 amino acids. NCBI's taxonomy places the organism in Eukaryota, Fungi, Ascomycota, Eurotiomycetes, Eurotiales, Aspergillaceae. The record is from RefSeq and is a predicted model, not a curated record. The transcript has a single exon.
GGACUUGUGGACACUCUCAUUAUAGAAGCCCUCGACUAUACGUCUGACUUGCAUUAGUGUUGAUGUGCCCCGACUCGUCGCGAGUCAGCCACCCCUGCUCGCCAUGGCGUGCUGUGGCCCUAGGGGCGGAGCUUGGUCGUGGAUAGAUUGUCCUGAGACAAAGGACUAUGGGCGGGAUGUAACCUGGUCAGAUGCUUAUGGUAAUUUUUUUUUUUUCUUUUCCUUUCCUUUUUGUUUUAUAGCCUGGUGCGCUACGCGUGUGAACCCUGUCUGCUUGCAGGGUUUAUUCUCCGAUGAUACUCCGCCCAUGCCUCGCUAGUGUCUAGCACGAGAUGGAGGAUCAGGGCAAUCAAUCAAUCAAGCGUGAG